AUGGAGUUUGUCGGAAUUGAUAUUGGGAAUUACAAGACGGUGGUUGCAUCCUCCAAAGACAAUGGAAAAGUGUAUGGUGAUGAGCAAGGGAAGAGAUCGAUAAAGACUAUUAUGGAGCUUAGUACUCCUAUCCGUAGGUUUGGAAAUGGGGUGACUAAUGACACAGAGGGUACUCUUGAGGUAAGGAGUAGAAGCUUUAGGGAUUUUCUUUCGGACAAGAAAGGGUGGGGAGAUCUUGCAAUGUUUAUGAAGUAUAUUGACAGAGUUGUGAAAAGGAACACGCCUACACAUCCUCCAAUGUGUAUGACCGUUCCUGUCUAUUUCAAAGAGAAAGAAAGAAGAAUACUGAUAGAUAUUGCAAGUGCCAUUGACCUCAAACUUGAAGGAUUGAUUACAGAUAUAUCUGCAAUGGGGAUGUUUGGAUGUGUUAGAAGGGAGAGUAUGCCUAAUGAGUUUCUCUUGUUUGACUUUGGAUUCUCUAAAUCGACUGCAGGGCUUUUUAGUUUUGAGAAGAAUGUAUUCAAGCCUUUGUAUAUGAAAGCUGUGAAGGUAGGAUCUAUGCAGUUUGAUGAGAAGCUGAUUGAUAUUAUUGUUGAAAAGCAUUCUUUGGAAAGAAGUAAGCUAAUUCGGGAAAGAAUUAAAAGGAACCUUGAUAAGAUCAAAACAACCCUGAACUCAACAAGAAACUGCAAUAUCCAGUUGUUUAUUACUGAGAAUCCUUUAGAGAUUUCGGUUACACAAGAUGAGUACAAAAAGGCGGUUGAGGUAUAUAUAAAUGAGCUUAAUUCGUUUGUAGAUUCUGUUAUGGAAGAAACAAAGUUUAGCGGGGUAAUUGAGGUUGUCGGGGGAAAUUCUAUCUCAUUUCUGAUUAAAGAGAUGUUGAAUGAAAAGAUUGAGUAUCAAGCAACGCUAGAUGUUUCCGAUUCAGCAGCUAUUGGAUCAGCGCUCGGAAUGGCAUGUAGAUCUUUGAGGGCUAGAUAUUUACUCCAUGAUAUUAUUGGAAGGGAGAUUUCUAUACAAAUCCAGGGAGAAGAAGUUAAUCCAACAGUAAUAUUCAAUCCUACUGAACUUGUUGAGGGAAUCCCGAAGAUAGUCACGUAUAACAGAAAAGGGAGCUUUGUGAUAGAGAUUCUGGAGGAUGGAGAGGUUAUUUCGACUCUAGAGAUCGAGAAAGUAGAAACUGAUGAGGCAAAGCCGAUUCACGUGUCUUUCUCCAUAGGAAAGUUUGGGACAGUCUGUGUGACCUCUGUAGAAUGUGAGGACUCCAUAGACUACAAGUAUAAGCCUUUUAGAAUAUCUGAGAUUGAUAUGGAUUAUAUUAAGGCAUUAGAGAUAAAAUACAGAAAUGAAGAGCUGGGGCUUGAAAGAAUUGGAGGGAUGAGGAAUGAGCUAGAAACCAUGGCAGUUGGGCUUGGAGAUGCUUUAUAUAACAAGUUUAGUAAGAUAAUAACCGAGGAUGAAUUAAGUGCUGUUAAGGAAAUAGCCAUGGACCUGUUUGACACACCCCAAUCUGAGACGGUAGGGCAAGAAGAAGAAGUUAAGCAUAGCGUUCUAUCCAAGCUAGAGUUUGUAUCUAAGAAGCUUAACGAUUACAAGAAUGGUGUUAUUGAGGAUCUUGAGAAACAUAAGGACAUGAUCAACGAGUUUAGGAAGGAGCAUUCUAAGGUCUUUACUCCCAGCAUCUACAAGCUCCAGGGGCUUCUUUACAAAUUAGACGAGUGUAUUAAGACCUUUGAUCUGAAUUUAUUCAAUGUAGAGUCAUUUGACGAAAACUUCAUAACAGAGAUCAAGUGUGACAUUCAGAAAUACCUGGAAAAGGCCAAGAUCGAGGUUGAAGAGAAAAGAAAGGAAGCUGAAGAGAAGAGUAAGGAAAAGGAAAAGAAAGAUGAAGACAAGAACGAAGAUAUCAAAAGUACGCCUUCAGGUGGGGAAGACGAUCAUGAAGAAUCUGAUGUUGCAAGUAUCGAUGAAUAA
Molecule: messenger RNA, 1974 nt
Organism: Encephalitozoon romaleae SJ-2008
Lineage: Eukaryota; Fungi; Microsporidia; Unikaryonidae
Product: DnaK-like protein
Exons: 1
Coding region: 1-1974 (657 amino acids)
Molecular function (GO): ATP binding; ATP-dependent protein folding chaperone
Source: RefSeq, a predicted model, not a curated record